Molecule: messenger RNA, 4506 nt
Organism: Pelmatolapia mariae (spotted tilapia)
Lineage: Eukaryota; Metazoa; Chordata; Actinopteri; Cichliformes; Cichlidae
Gene: col1a2
Product: collagen, type I, alpha 2
Exons: 50
Coding region: 132-4202 (1356 amino acids)
Biological process (GO): extracellular matrix organization
Molecular function (GO): extracellular matrix structural constituent conferring tensile strength
Source: RefSeq, a predicted model, not a curated record
UAUUCUAGCAUCACGGCAGCAGGUUUCUGCUAAGUUUGGAGUUACUCGUGUCACCACAACUGUAUGUCUGCCUGAAGGUGGUUUAAAAACAGGGGCUCAGCAGCACAAGGAGUCUGCAUGUCUGCUUAGACAUGCUCAGCUUUGUGGAUACCCGGAUUCUGUUGCUGCUUGCAGUAACUUCAUACCUAGCAUCAUGUCAAUGUAAAGAAAAGAAAGGUCCAGGAGGAGCGAAAGGACCUCGAGGUGACAGGGGUCCUCCCGGCCCAAAUGGAAAAGAUGGUUUACCCGGACCUCCUGGCCCCGCUGGCCCCCCUGGUCCCCCUGGACUUGGAGGAAACUUUGCUGCUCAGUACGAUGGUGUAAAAGCCCCUGAUCCUGGCCCUGGACCCAUGGGUUUGAUGGGACCAAGAGGCCCUCCCGGAUCUCCUGGAGCUUCUGGACCUCAGGGACACACAGGACAUGCUGGUGAGCCUGGAGAGCCCGGACAGGCCGGCGCUGUUGGUCCUCGUGGCCCUCCUGGACCUCCUGGCAAGGCUGGAGAAGAUGGUAACAAUGGCAGACCUGGCAAGCCCGGAGACAGAGGUGUCCCCGGCCCUCAGGGUGCUCGUGGAUUCCCUGGAACCCCUGGACUUCCAGGAAUGAAGGGACACAGAGGUUACACUGGCCUGGAUGGACGCAAGGGAGAGCCCGGUGGUGCUGGCCCCAAGGGCGAGCCUGGUGCUCAUGGAGCUGCUGGAAGCCCUGGACUGGCUGGAGCUCGUGGUCUUCCUGGUGAGAGAGGCCGCCCCGGCCCUGCUGGCCCUGCUGGUGCUCGUGGUGCUGAUGGCAAUGUUGGACCUACUGGCCCUGCUGGACCCCUUGGUGCUGCUGGACCCCCAGGAUUUCCCGGUGGCCCCGGCCCCAAGGGAGAGACCGGAACCGUGGGAGCUACUGGCCCAUCUGGACCUCAGGGAUCUAGAGGCGAGCCCGGACCCAAUGGUGCUGUUGGCCCCGUUGGUCCCUCUGGUAACCCUGGUGCUAAUGGCCUGAAUGGAGCUAAGGGAGCUGCUGGCACCCCUGGUGUUGCCGGAGCUCCUGGCUUCCCUGGACCAAGAGGAGGACCCGGACCACAGGGACCUCAGGGUGCUGCUGGACCUAGAGGCCUGGGUGGAGAUCCUGGUGUUCAGGGUGUGAAGGGAGAUACUGGUCCCAAAGGAGAACCUGGUAACUCUGGACCUCAGGGAGCCCCUGGACCUCAGGGUGAGGAGGGUAAGAGAGGACCCACUGGUGAGAUCGGUGCUACUGGGCUUGCUGGUGCCCGUGGAGCUAGAGGUGCUCCUGGCAGCCGUGGCAUGCCUGGUGGUGAGGGAAGAACUGGCCCUGUUGGUAUGCCUGGUGCCCGUGGUGCUUCUGGUGCUGCUGGACCUCGUGGACCCCCUGGAGAUGCUGGCCGUGCUGGUGAGCCUGGCCCAGCUGGUCUCAGGGGUCUCCCAGGAAGCCCUGGAAGCUCCGGACCCCCAGGAAAGGAGGGACCUGCUGGUCCUUCUGGACAAGAUGGCCGCAGUGGACCUCCAGGCCCAAGUGGACCUAGAGGCCUGUCCGGAAACAUUGGUUUCCCUGGACCCAAAGGACCUUCUGGUGAGCCUGGCAAGCCUGGAGAGAGGGGAGCCACUGGCCCCACUGGACUGAGAGGACCCCCUGGACCUGAUGGCAACAAUGGAGCCACUGGUGCUACUGGACCUGCUGGAGGACCUGGUGAGAAGGGAGAGCAGGGACCUUCUGGUGCUCCUGGCUUCCAGGGUCUGCCUGGACCCGCUGGAAGUGCUGGUGAGGCUGGCAAGCCUGGAGACAGAGGUAUCCCAGGAGAGCCAGGACCUGCUGGAGCUGCUGGUGGCAAGGGAGAGCGUGGUAACCCUGGUGCUGCUGGAUCUGCUGGACCUCAGGGACCAAUUGGACCCCGUGGACCUGCUGGAGCCCCUGGAGCUGAUGGUGGCAAGGGAGAGCCUGGUCCCGCUGGAGCUGCUGGUGCACCUGGACAUCAAGGAGCCGGUGGCAUGCCCGGAGAGCGUGGAGGUGCUGGUACUCCUGGACCCAAGGGAGAGAAGGGAGAGCCUGGACACAAAGGCCCUGACGGCAAUCCUGGCAGAGAUGGUCCCCGUGGUCUGCAAGGACCUGCUGGACCUCCAGGACCCACUGGAGCCAACGGUGAUAAGGGUGAGGGUGGUUCCUUCGGACCUGCCGGCCCAGCUGGACCUCGUGGACCCUCUGGCGAGCGUGGAGAGGUUGGACCCGCUGGAGGUCCUGGAUUCGCUGGCCCCCCUGGUGCUGAUGGUCAACCUGGAGCAAGAGGAGAGCGUGGACCUUCAGGAGCAAAGGGAGAAGUUGGCCCCUCUGGCCUCGCUGGACCUGCUGGACAGUCUGGACCUGCUGGUCCUGCUGGCCCUGGUGGACCUCCUGGUGCUCGUGGAGACAAUGGACCUUCUGGUCUGACUGGUUUCCCUGGUGCUGCCGGCAGAGUUGGUGCUGCUGGUCCUGCUGGUAUUGUUGGACCCCCUGGCCCCGCUGGUCCCUCUGGUAAGGAUGGACCUCGUGGUCCUCGUGGUGAUGCUGGUCCCUCUGGUCCUUCUGGAGAGUCCGGAAUGAUUGGACCACCUGGUCUUGCUGGAGAGAAGGGACCCUCUGGAGAGUCUGGGCCCCCUGGUCCUCCUGGUGCGCCUGGAACUUCUGGUCCUCUUGGACUUCAGGGAUUCGUUGGUCUGCCUGGUUCUAGAGGAGAUCGUGGUACACCUGGUGCUGCUGGUGGUGUGGGAGAGCCUGGUAGAGUAGGACCUGCUGGUCCCCCUGGAGCCCGUGGAGCCCCUGGCAACAUUGGCCUGCCUGGUAUGACCGGACCCCAGGGAGAGGCUGGACGUGAGGGCAGCCCUGGUAACGAUGGACCUCCUGGUCGUCCUGGUGCUGCUGGAUUGAAGGGAGACCGUGGUGAGCCUGGAUCCGCUGGCGCCAUGGGACUUGCUGGUGCCCCUGGACCUGCUGGACCCACUGGAGCUGCCGGGAGACCUGGAAACCGUGGAGAAUCUGGCCCAUCAGGUCCCUCUGGAGCUGUUGGCCCCGCUGGAGCUAGAGGUGCCCCUGGACCUGCUGGACCUCGUGGUGAGAAGGGAGUUGCUGGAGACAGGGGAGAGAGAGGCAUGAAGGGUCUGCGUGGACAUCCUGGUCUCCAGGGAAUGCCUGGACCUUCUGGACCUCCCGGUGACACUGGCGCUGCUGGAGCUCAUGGACCUUCUGGACCCAGAGGACCUGCUGGACCCCAUGGACCCGUUGGUAAGGAUGGCAGACCUGGUGCCCAUGGUACUAUGGGUGCUCCUGGUCCUCGUGGACCCAAUGGAUACACCGGACCAGUGGGUCCUCCCGGACCUCCCGGUCUGCCUGGACCUCCCGGCCCUGCUGGUGGUGGAUACGAUGUCUCCGGAGGAUAUGAUGAGUACAGAGCUGACCAGCCUUCUCUGAGAGCCAAGGACUACGAGGUCGACGCUACCAUCAAGUCUCUCAACACUCAGAUCGAGAACCUGCUCACCCCUGAGGGAUCCAGGAAGAACCCUGCCCGCACCUGCCGUGACAUCAAGCUCAGCCACCCUGACUGGAGCAGCGGAUUCUACUGGAUCGACCCCAACCAGGGCUGCACCAACGAUGCCAUCAAGGUCUUCUGCGACUUCACCACCCGUGAGACCUGCAUCUACGCCCACCCUGAGAGCAUCGCCCGCAAGAACUGGUACAGAAGCACCGAGAACAAGAAGCACGUCUGGUUCGGUGAGACCAUCAACGGUGGCACUGAGUUCACCUACAACGAUGAGACCCUCAGCCCCCAGAGUAUGGCCACCCAGCUGGCCUUCAUGCGCCUGCUGUCCAACCAGGCCAGCCAGAACAUCACCUACCACUGCAAGAACAGCGUUGCCUACAUGGACGGUGAGAGCGGCAGCCUGAAGAAGGCCGUGGUACUCCAGGGCUCCAACGAUGUGGAGCUGAGAGCUGAGGGCAACAGCCGCUUCACCUUCUCCGUGCUAGAGGACGGCUGCACUACACACACUGGUGAGUGGAGCAAGACAGUGAUCGAGUACAGAACAAAUAAACCAUCUCGCCUCCCCAUCCUCGACAUUGCACCUUUGGACAUUGGUGGAGCUGAUCAGGAGUUUGGUUUGGACAUUGGCCCAGUCUGUUUCAAAUAAAUAGACUCAUGAUAAAUUAACACCGGAAAAAAAAGAGAGGAAGAACGAAAAAAAAAAAACAAAAUCUCUGCCCUUCUAUCUGUGUUCGUUUUUUUUUUUUUAUACUGAAUGCUGAUUUCUCUCUGCGCAUCCACUUGCUUACGAUGGGCAACUAUCGGAGAGGACUGAACGGACUGAUCGGAGCGUUGGUGCAAUGCAAAAUAAAUACAGCAACCCAAAGGGACGCGGGAAUACACCUUGUUGUGGGACAUCAUGUCAUCCUUUUGUAAAAAAUAAAAGAAGUGUAAUAAAAACGCUGAAAGUA